This is a messenger RNA of Ruditapes philippinarum (Manila clam), 1064 nucleotides long. Its product is annotated as sushi, von Willebrand factor type A, EGF and pentraxin domain-containing protein 1-like. The record is from RefSeq and is a predicted model, not a curated record. The transcript has 6 exons. NCBI's taxonomy places the organism in Eukaryota, Metazoa, Mollusca, Bivalvia, Venerida, Veneridae. The annotation marks the transcript as partial.
UGUUGUUUUAACAGUAAUUUUGCAGAAGAAAGAUUUUAUGUUUAACAUUGUUUUUCAUAUUACAGUACUUUGUGACAAUUUAUUGGUCAUAGAUGGUGGCUCAUACAGUUACAGUACAGAUGGAGAAACUACACAAGUAACAUAUGAAUGUGAUGAAGGUUACAGUUUAUCAGGUUCAUCUAGUGCAACAUGCUCUUCUUUAGGAUCUUGGUCAAAGUCACAACCAAAAUGUGUUCAAUGUCCGCUAGUGGUUGAUCCAGACAGUGGUUCUGUCAGUAUCACAACAGAUGGUGUUGUAAGUACAGCUGUUUUUACCUGUGCAACAGGCUAUCAUGUUGUCGGAGAUGCCUUAAGUGCUUGCAUGGAUAAUGGUUUAUGGAACUCUACCACCCCAAUAUGCGUGUGUGACACACCAUCAUCAAUUUCCCAUGGUUCAUUUACCAUAUCAACUGACCAGUCCAUAGCAACAUACAGCUGUGAAGUCGGGUAUACACUUAAUGGUAAUAUUCAACGAUAUUGUGCGGCUGAUGCAUCUGGUUGGAAUGGAACAACUCCACAAUGUGUAACCUGUGACACUUUGACAACACCAGCUAAUGGUUCCCUAGAUAUCACAACAGAUGGUGUUGUAACAUAUGUUUCAGUAUCUUGUGAUGUAGGUUUUACUUCGGCAGGAGCAACAUCACUUUCUUGUCAGUCCGAUGGGACAUAUGACUAUACAGUGCCUUCCUGUGUUGAGUGUCAGCCUUUACAAGAUCCAAGCAACGGAAGUAUUUCGUUAUCAUCAAAUGCAGCACAAACAUUUGCAACAUUUACAUGUGAUGUUGGCUUUUCCAUGAAGGGAGCAGAACUGUCUUAUUGCCUCUCUGAUGGCUCAUGGUCGUCUGAUGUACCAACAUGCCAAUUAUGUGAGCAGUUUCCGACGAUUUCAAGUAGUUCAUAUACCAUGACUUCUAAUGGAUCUACUUCAUACGUUACUGUACAGUGUGCUGAUUAUUAUCACAUGAUUGGAGAAGCUGAAGUGACAUGUUUACAGAGUGGAGCCUGGUCAGAUUCACCUUCUUGCC